GUACCGGUCGUUCUCCGUGAUCCCUCCCCACUGGGUGGGGCAGUGGGAGCGCGAGGUGGGUCGCGGGUAUAUAUGUAUAGAUAAAUAGAUAGGAGAGGCCAGAAGCAGGUAGGAAGGACAUCGCCAUCGACGAGGAUGCACCCGAUCGCGGUGGCUCUGGUACUCGGGCUGGGAGGGGCCGCGGAGGCCGCAAGUCCGGAGGGAGUCCUGCUGCAGGCGCUGACGCGGCCCUUCACCCCGGGACGAUCCGCCUCGGCGGCCUGUCGCCGAGACGCCGCAGAGUACCUCGAGGCCCUUCGGAACUACGCGCCUUGGGCCCUCCAGAUGUACGACGCGUCCGCGAAGGUUCCGCCGGGAGUCGUGACCGGGAAUUACCGACAGCUCGGCAACUACGACGAAUGCCUCCGCGUCCGGACCGAGAGCGGCCUGGCGGGGCAGGCGUGCAGCGCGACGGUCCAGUUCGCCGUCCCAAGGACGGACGCCGCGCCGGCCGCGCCGGCCGCGCCGGCCACGGCGAGGGACGCGCGGGACCUCCUGGAGAACGUGGCCUUGGCCGCGGGAGCGAGCGACCUUCUGGAGAGGACGGGGACGUCCGUCGCGUACGAGUGGACCUGGUGCGUGCCGGCCUCGUGCAACGCGACGGAGGUCGCGGAAUCCGUGGACGCCGCGCUGGAUCCUCUCCGGGUCCCGGGAAGGGUCGACCUGCGAGUGCGGCUGUCUCGGGACUCCUGUCGCACCGCGGUGACCGACGCGGCCUCCUGGAGUCCGGCCGACUGGGCCUACGCGUCCGUCUUGCUGGUCUUUUGCGUGGUCGUCGUCGGGAGCACGGCUUACGAUCUCGCCGCCCGGGACGACAGGGAGGGAAAAGGACCGAGGCACUCGCUCGUCACCGCCUUCUCGGUCUACUCGAACGGCAAACGGUUACUGAGGACCGAAAGACCGGACGACUCGAUCGCGUGUCUGGACGGCAUACGCUUCCUCGGCAUGUGCUGGAUCGUCCUCGGACAUACCUACUACGUCGAGGCGAUGGACGCCAAGCUGGAUCUCGUGGCCGUGCCAAAGAUGCACGAGAACUGGGCCAAUCUCCCGAUAUUGAACGGCAACGUCGCCACCGAUGCGUUCUUCCUGCUCGGCGGAACCCUGCUGGCCCGCGGGGCGCUUUCCAGGAAGCGGAGGCACCCCGAGGACAAGUUGGACAUUCGGGGACUGUACGCGCACCGUUACGUAAGGCUCACCCCGGCGUACGCCAUGACGAUCGGGCUGUACGCUACCCUCUUCGACAAGAUCGGCUCCGGGCCGAGGUGGCGUCGAUGGGUGGGAACCGAGCGGGACAACUGCCGCGACAAUUGGUGGGCCAAUCUGCUUUACGUCAACAACUACGUUAACGUCGACUCGAUCUGCCUCUCGCAGUCCUGGUACUUGGCGGUCGACAUGCAGCUCCUCUGGAUCUCGCCCGUCUUCCUCUGGCCCAUGCUCGAGCGCGGAAGGAGAGCUCUGUUCUACUCGAUCCUCGGCGCGGGGAUCUUCGCCUCCGCCCUCGCGCCCUUCCUGGUCACCUACUUCCACGGCUUGACCGGCACCAUGCUCUACUACAAGGACCAACUCGAGGUCGCGAGGGUCUACCUGCUCGUCUACACGAGGGUCUACGCGAGGGCGGGUCCGUACGUCAUCGGUCUCGGCCUCGGCUACCUGUUGCACCGGACCCGGCCCGUCGGCGGCCAAUCGGUCAGGAUGUCUCCGGUCUGGGUCUGGGUCGGCUGGAUCGCGUCCGUCUCGGCGGGGCUCUCCGCGGUCCUCGGGCCUCGAGGGAUGUACUUCGCGGACCACCCUUACGACAGCCUGGAGGCCAGCUUUUACGCGGGUCUGCACCGGCAAGCCUUCGCGCUCUCGGUCUCGUGGAUAGUCUUCGCGUGCGUGCACGGACACGCGGGUCCCGUCGGCAGCUUCCUCUCGUGGACGGGGUGGUCCCCGCUCGGUCGGCUCACCUACUCCGUCUACCUGACGCACUACGUCGUCAUCCUCUACGGCGCGGGAGUCGCGCGCACCGCCGGAGUCCUCUCGACCUUCAACGUGGUACACCGGUUCUUUGGUAACUUGGCCCUGUCGCUGAUCCUUUCCGUGGGGACGUACCUCUUCUUCGAAGUGCCCUUCGUCGUGCUGGGCGAUGCGUUUGGGAGGCGGAAACCGGACACGAGGAUUCCAGGGCCGGGAUCCUGCGACCUCGGCUGCGGAGGAUCGGUUAACCGAGGUUUUUCUGCCGAUGAGAAUUCACCUAGCGCGAGAAGAAAGGACGAGAGCGUUGUCGCCGACGGCGCGACCCAGCCCGUGGACCUCGAAGCGGUUUCGAUCGCUCCGGAGACCCGAGUCGCUUGACUCGGCUGUCCGGGCGCUUUCCCUAUCGUCAACGAUCGCCUAUCCCGACUCGCUUGCUCGUCCGGUCGGUCCCGACCCGACCCCCUCCCAGAGCCGUUAAGACAAAUCGAGAGCGGGCGCCGCAAAGUGCGCCGGUACGGGCCAAAGACGCUUUCGAGGGAGCGUAACCCGACUCCCGGUCGGGAGCGUUUCCUCGGCCUUCCUUCGACUCUCCAAGGGGAAGGUCGGGUCGAGUCCGGGUCGAGUCCGGGUCGAGUCCCGGUAGAGUCCGGGUCGAGUCCGGGUCGGCAGCGGCCAAGUCGACCGUAACAAUGGUCCGUCUGUUUGAUCCGUGGAAGUAAUCGACACCCGGCUCCCGGAGGGAGCUCGAGGAUCGAUCGAGAGGCGCUCGGAGCGGCGUCGAGCGGGAGAUACGUCCCUGUAAAAACGUCGCGCGUAAUUAAGUAAUGCAGGCGCGAACGUCGGAGUCGGGCGAAUCCAUUUAGGGCGUCGCAAGGGUCGUAAUGCCCGCAACGGAUCCCCGGGGAGUCGGCGACUCGCGUGGGAAACGCGCGUUUUGGCGCUUUCUCCCCGCAUCGAGGCGAGCCGUUAUCAACGCAAAAAGGAGCCUCUCCCGGGCUCCCGGGCUCCCGGGCUCCCGGGCUCUCGGGCACCGGACGAGUCGAGCCACGGAUAAGCGUGAAAUAUGAAGAGAGAUCGCCGUCUCGAGUGGUCGCACGCUUUGGGAAGGAAUAGCCUCGGCGGGGAGAGUCGAUAAGUCUCGGGCGUCCUCGCGACUCUCCCGAGAAGAACCGGCGCCCACGCUCGUUUUCUCCGGAUAGCGGACGACGUCUAAAUCCGGUUUAACGUUUGUAUAAAAGCACCAUUAAUACUCGGUAACGCAAUAAACUAAAUUUAGUUGCGGCCUGGCGUGGCUGGCGCGGCGUACGCGGUAUGAUUCGAUAUCUCGGUGAACGCCACAUGGCCCGUCCUCCGCUCGAUACGGACGCCGACCGGCGCCCGGGGGCUCCGGGGGGAACCGAACCGCCUCCUCUGGAUUUUCGGUAUCACCGCGUACCCCGGAACGCGUAACCGGCGCGUGCGCCCGCGCGGGCUCUGCGACGCAUCGCCGAACAGCUACCAAGGAUAGUUUGUUUAUUUACUUUGACGACACGUGGUAUCUCUCUCGUCUCUUCGCGUCGGUUUCCGCCUCCGGCCGCGCUCCCUCUUCGCCCCGCCGAGAAGCGGCCCUGGUCCUCGGGCUCUCGAGUUCGAGGCCGUUCGCUGCGGCCCUUGGCAGCUUCCGCGCCGCCCGAGAUAAUCGGGAUUUCGAGAGGGCUCUGGAUCGCAUCGCGUCCCUCCGCUCCGCGGCCUCGCGGUCGUCGCUCGAACGGGGUCGUUAUCCCUCGGAAAGACAUUUGAACAGCCGACGCGGUAAGUGGUCGGCGCUUCUCCCUUUGACAGACCCGGUAGCCCUCUCCGGGCCCUCGGGUGUCCUCGGCGGUCCUCGGCCGUCCGCGGAGAUCGAACGGGGGCGUGGCCCGAGGGACUGCCGGGUCGGGCACCCCCGG
Orussus abietinus is the source of this 3923-nucleotide messenger RNA. RefSeq names its product O-acyltransferase like protein. The record is from RefSeq and is a predicted model, not a curated record. Bases 136 to 2373 code for a protein of 745 amino acids. Gene Ontology annotation, molecular function: acyltransferase activity, transferring groups other than amino-acyl groups. The transcript is spliced from 12 exons. Lineage: Eukaryota; Metazoa; Arthropoda; Insecta; Hymenoptera; Orussidae.